Ctenopharyngodon idella (grass carp) is the source of this 5249-nucleotide messenger RNA. RefSeq names its product centromere protein F (gene cenpf). Gene Ontology annotation, molecular function: microtubule binding; dynein complex binding; transcription factor binding. Gene Ontology annotation, cellular component: chromosome, centromeric region; nucleus; spindle pole. Gene Ontology annotation, biological process: regulation of G2/M transition of mitotic cell cycle; metaphase chromosome alignment; mitotic cell cycle. NCBI's taxonomy places the organism in Eukaryota, Metazoa, Chordata, Actinopteri, Cypriniformes, Xenocyprididae. The record is from RefSeq and is a predicted model, not a curated record.
AUGGAAACUCAUUUUAAAAAACAAAAGAAUUUGGAGGAGCGCAUUUGUGUUCUUGAGGCAGAAUUACAGAGAAAAUGUUUGGAGGCCAGAAAUGCUUCAGAAGACCUAGAGGAGGCUGCUCUCGAAAAGGUAAAGCUGAAGCAAGAUCUUGACUUAUCAAAGGACCAACUCAAGGAGGUCACUGAUUCCUAUCAGAAAGUUGCACAGGAACUUGAAGACUUGAAACAAAAUGCAUUUCCGCAUGAGCAGGAGAUAGAAAGUCUCAGAGCUGCUUUGGUCGUUCUGAAAAGCCAAGAAGAUGCAAAAUCAUGUGAGAUUGAAUCUUUGAAAAACAAACUUCAGGAGGCCCAAUCUGAGCAAGCUAAAGCAUUAGAGACAUUGAAUGAAAAAAAUAUGAACAUGAGCAAAAUCAAAGUACAGCUUGAAAUGUUGCAGAUGGAUCUUGAAGAUAAUGAAACCUGCAUUAAUUCCUUUGAUGCACAAGUAGAGGAGCUGCAAGGCAACAUCAGUGUUCUUGAAGCAAAGUUAGGUGAGAGCGAGGCCCAGAGGUCCACCCUACAAGCAGAGCUUGAGUCCGUCAAAGACGACUAUACAAAGAGUGUACUUGAAGUGUCACAACUAUCUGCAUGUUUGGAGAAAACACAAAAGGAACAACAGUCUAGUUCUGCAUUAGUCACAGAGUUGGAGUCUCUCAGUGUAACUAAUGAAAAACUUAAAGUUUCCCUAGAGCAAGAGAAGUGCAAGCGGGCAAACCUUGAAGCAAUGCACAACAAUCUUAUGGAACAAAAACUAAAGUUGGAAUCUGAUAUCCAGGAAUUAAAAGCAGAUGCUCAGAAUUCUCAGGAGCAAAUGGAAAAAAUAAAGCAGGCACAUGAUUGUCUGCUAUCUCAGAUUGUGGAACAGCAAACUCACAUAGAACAGCUUCAGUCUGAGAAGAAUCUUGCUCCAAACUCUGAUGCAGACACAAUUAAUAAAGAGCAAAUCGCAUAUGAGAAUGACCAAGAUAUUUGCGAAAUGGCAUUUGCCAACACAUCUAUUUUGCCCUUUGAAGAAGACACUUCUGUUCUGAAUAUUUCAUCACCUGGAGAGCAGCUUAAUUCACAAGAAGAGGCCCAAACAUCCUUGUCAUCAGAUGAGGAUAUCAAACAAUUAACACUGAAAGAGCUAAUGCAAAAUCAAUCCAGGGAGCUAGAGGAGUUAUCUCAUGUUCUUAGGGAGACUGUCAGAACCAUGGAGGAGCAAACUGGGGUUAAAAUAGAGCAACUCAAAUUACAGCAUUCUAAAGAGCUUCAGAGCAUGGAGGACCAAAUGCUCAAUAUCAAAAAUGAGUUGGAGGCCAAACUCAGAGAAGAAAAACAACACACAGAGAUCUUGUCCUCACAACUGGAGACAACCAUGCAGCAACUGCAGGAAUUGGACCUUGCAUCAUCAUCCUCCUUACUGGCUACUGAAACCUCGCAGGAAAUGGAAAAAAAGACAUCUGAAGCACAGGAAAACAUAAUGCAUCAUCCUGAACAGUCAGACUCCACUCCAGAUAUUAGCCAGGAAAGUGAAAAAUCACUUGUGGAACUUGAAGCGCUUAAGGAAACUCUGAGGACGCGAGAAGAGGAGAUUCGGCAUUUGCAAUCCCAGUUUGAAGUCUUGGAAUCUGAAAUGGCAAUUAGAAAACAUUUGUGCUCAGACUUGGAGGGCAAAGUCCGUGAAAUGGAAAUAGAAAAGACAAACAGCACAGGCAAAUUGAUGUCUGUCACUCAAGAAAACCAGAAACUGAACAAUCACAUUGGAGAGUUGAAAAUAGAGAUUGAUUCAUUGGAACUACAGCUACAGACCUCCAAAUGCCAGCUCUCAGAUGUUAUAGAGAUGAUGGAAAGCUUAGAGAUGGCAAAAGGUGAGUGGGAUGAGAAAUUUUUCCAGAUUGAGAGCGAACUAAAAAGAGUGCGUUCUGAGAAGGCCAAUUUAGAGAAGCACAUCCUGUCCAUGGAGGCUGACAUAGAGGAGAUACAAGAACAGAAACAAAGGCAAGCAGCAGAGCUUGAAGCAGCUAGGAGGACAAAUUGCAGCCUUGAACAACAACUUAAUACAACUAUGGCAGAAGGUGGGCGACUCAAAGAAGAGCUUAUUUUGUGUGCUGAUGAAAGGGAAAGUGAAAAUCACUCCUUAAUGAAGUGGAAAGAAAAGGCUGAGCUUCUGGAGAAGAGAGAGACUGAUACACGAGAACUUAUAAAAGAACUAGAAGAGGACAUUAGGGCAGGGAAAAGGCAAAACGAAGCUGCAUCUAACCAAAUUGAUGUCCUGAGGAGAGAAAAAGAGCAACUAAUUCAACAGUCUCAAAACUUUGAGAAUACAGUGGCUCUUUUGUCUGAAGACAAUAAAAUUUUGUUAAGUGAAUUGAACGGUUUAAAGAACGAUGAGAAUUUUGCUUCAAGAGAGUCUGAAAACAUGUCUUCCAGAAUCCAUUCACUUGAGAAUGAAAAUGUCAGGCUGUCCCAGUCCCUUGAAUCGUCCCUCUUGGAGAAAGGUGAAAUAGCCUCCAGGUUGAUUUCUACUCAGGAGGAAGUAGCACAGAUGAGACGGGGCAUUGAAAAACUGAAGGUACGAAUUGAAUCUGAUGAACGGAAAAAGAACCACAUGAGUCAGCUGCUCAAAGCUGCACAGAGGAAGGCAGAUGUUCUUCAGGACAACAUUGAAAAGCUCGAGAGAGAAAAAGAACUUUCUGAACAGAAUCUUGAGGAUGCCAUUCUUCAAGCAGAGAGUGCCAAAGCUGAGCUCGAGGAAAUACAGGUUGAAAAGCAAGAGCUUACCAAGAAAAUUGAAGAGAUGGUCACCGAGCUGAAGGAUCUCAAGGAGGAGAAGUAUAAACUUGAGCAAGAACUUCAGCAAAAGAACAGUCUAAUUGAGGAAUUGCAGUUGUCCAAUCAAGCAGCUUCUGAAAAGCUUAAAUCUGUGGAAGAGGCAACAGUGAACCAGCAACAAAUGAUCACAGACUUCCAAUUUAAAGUUGGUGCCAUGGAGGAGGAACUUCAACUCUGUCGAACAGAGGUAGAAUCGAAAGAACUGAAAGCACAGGAUUUGACCUCUCAGUUGCUGUCUUUGCAAUCUGAAAACAAAGAGUUUGCCCAGAGAGUCCUUGAAUAUGAAAGGUGUCAGGCGGAGCUUUGUUCAACCAACAAGUCAGUCUUGGAAGACUUUGAAAACAGACAGCAGGAGCUUAGCAAAGAAAACGCCCGACUUCAGUCACAAAUAGAUGAGCUGCGUGUGCUAUCUUCAAUUCAGGAAGAGCGUGAUGAAUUGCAAAAGGACAAGGUUGAGUUACAGUCUACUAUUGCACAGCUGGAGGAGAAGACUCAUUUGCAGUCUUCCAAGAUAGAGGUCAUGCAGAAAAAUAUCACUUCUCUAGAGAGCAAUAUCCAACAGCUAGAGAGCCAACUUGAUGCAAUGAAGCUCAUGAACUCAGAACUUACAGAAAAGUUAAAUGUACUACAUGAGAGCAGUUUGCACCUCCACACGCAACAUCAGCAAGAACUGUCUGAGGCAAGGGAAAGGCAUAAUGUAUUGGAGAUUAAUCAAAAUCAGUUGACUUGUCAACUGCAGGAGUCUCAAAAACAAAUCGAAAUGUACAAGCUUGGCUUGGAAGCAUUGACAAUAGAGAAAGAUGGUCUGCAGAAAAAUGUAUCUGAUAUUCAAGAAAAUCAUGAGGUUCAGAUGAAGGAAAAUAACAGGAGACAUGAGGAGAACCUAAAACAUAUACAGCAGCAGCAUGAGAUGGAGAUUAAUACACUGAAGGAAGAAAAGAUGGUGGUUGAAGAAAGGGCUGCACAGUAUCUAUCUGACCUCAAUAGCUUCAAGUCUCAAAAUGCAGAUGUGGAGUCUGCCUUAAAGGAGUUACAAAAUAAACUGGGAUAUUGUGAAAAUGAAAAGGCAGAGUUAGACUCAAAGGUUGUGCGCUUGUCCAAGGAGAAGGACAGUGCUAUGAGUAAGAUCAAUUUGUGGAUGAAGUCAUGCAAACAGCUGGAGAGUGAGAAGCAGGCACUUCAGGAAGAACUUCAGCAGCAGGGACAACAGAUAGCAGCACUGCAGGCCUCACAGAAACAAGGUGAUGGCAGCAGUGAUGCCCUGCAGGAAGAACUACAGGAGCUGAAGGAAGCUCUGGAGGAAAAGAGCCGUGAGGCGGACGACAGCAUGGACCGAUACUGCAGCCUCAUGAUCAAAGUUCACAAGUUGGAAGAGACCAAUGAAAGCCUCAAGAGCCAGCUCAAUCAGUUGAGCACCCAGACAAAGACACCCAAGAGCAGGAGGUCCCUGAGGUCUGAGAAGAGUGACAUGGAGAACAAUAAGCCAGUGGAAGACACCAAGAGCGUGCCAGCAGGAAAGAGACAAAGAGCAGCAGAUGAUACCCCCAGCAAAGCACAGGAAGCCCUGCACAGUAUCACCAAGAGACUGAAAGCUGCGGCUGCCACACCUAAAGCCACGCAAGACGAUGAGGAUUUCAGACCAGAGGGUUUGCCUGAACUUGUUCAGAAAGGUUUUGCGGAUAUUCCAAUUGGAGAGAUGAGCCCAUUCAUCAUUCGCAGAACCACAGCACAGCGCUGCAGCCCUCGUCUGGUCGCCCGAACAACUGCAGCUCAGCAGAGCUCCGUAUUAGCAGAACAUCCUGUGCAAAUCUCCAAACAGACAGCAGAGGGCAGAAAAUCAAACACAGUCCAGGCUCCUAAGGCGAUCCUGAGCAAUAUGGCUGUAUCAUCUCCACUUGCCAACAGUCCACGAGAAAACAGCUGUGAAAACCCUGUGACAGAGCGGAAAAUGAGCAGGCGCUCUCGUGGCUUCAAGAAGACCCCUGAGAAACAGGAAUGGCUCAGCUCCUCUCCAAAACAAAACGACAACUGCCAAGUUCAGUGAUUACUGAGAUGCCAUGCAAUUUUCCUGUUUUAAAUGCUAUAUUUUUUCAGAAUGUUUAUGCACUGGCUUUUUAGCUUUGUAAAUAAUAUUCAAGAGCAGCUAUCGUAUGGAUUCUGAUUUUCUAUUUCUUGUUUCGUACGUCUCAUAUUUUUGUUCUUUUUUACUAUUUCAAAACCCAAAACAACUGAUGCGUUAUUAACACAGAAUAGCUGUAUGGUUUUAGUGUAUUAUAUUGACCUGAUUUCUUUUAUCCUUUUGUAUUUUUAUAGAGACAUUACAACUUAUCACUCCAUUUUACUGUUUGUCACUCCUUUUUUCUGACUGCUUUACUAAACUUUAUGCUGCCUAACAAA